Molecule: messenger RNA, 903 nt
Organism: Microthlaspi erraticum
Lineage: Eukaryota; Viridiplantae; Streptophyta; Magnoliopsida; Brassicales; Brassicaceae
Source: the annotation of a GenBank genome assembly
AUGAUGAAAAUUAGAGGAACAAAGCGAAAGAUCCCAAUCGAGAAACGCGAGACGAAGCAACAACGAUCCUUGGCUUGCAAUAGACGCCGUAAAACCGUCUUCUCCAAAGCGGCCAAUCUUUGUCGUCUCUCCGGUGCCAGCAUCGCCGUCUUCGUGACUUCUCCCGCCGAGAGUAACGACGCCGUCUACUCCUUCUCCGGCUACUCUUCUGCCUACGAGAUCGCCGAUCGCUACCUCAACGGCAAGCCUCCUCCCGAGAUUAGUAACCCCCAAUCCAAGGUAGGGUUUCUGUGGGAAGACCCUGAUCUCUACCAUAACUGUGACGAUAUCUCCGAAUUGAAUAUCUUGGAGGAUCGUCUUGAGCGAAUGAAGGCAGAUGUUAUGGCUUGUCUUGAGAAGAAACAAAAACAACAACUUGUUUCUAAUUCCGAUCAAACCCCUGCUUCUUGUUCCGGGUCUUCUUCCCAACUCGUCUCUGAUCUCGAUCAAAACCCUAACUUGUCGCCUCCGUCUUUCUCGCAAAUUGCUUCUUUUGAUCGGAAUUCCUCUUACUCUUGUCUUGACCAGAUCGUUUCUUCUCAAGUAGCUGCUUUUGAUCAAAACCCUAACUUCUCCUCUGUUACAGGGAUACAAGGCGGCGAGUCAUCAUCACAAUGUCAUGAUGAUGAGAGUUUUUGGGAUCAAUUCUUGAACGACGUCGACAACGUGUUCGGUUCUGAUAGCGACUACUGUCUCAACCCUCAGGCGAACACCAACACUGAAGAGGAGGAUUACAUGAUCGAUAUUGGGGAUUAUUUGAACGAAGAAGAUUGCAUGAUCGAUAUUGGAGAUUAUUUGAACGAAGAAGAGAUCCAGUUUAGUCAGUUCACAGCUUCAAUCGUUCCUGUAGAUUUGGUUAAUUAG